CGAUAUACUGAUUAACAUCGGAUAUAAUUAUCAAAGCGCCCCCUGUCGGUCGCGCUUUCUUGUUCCAACACUGCGGACUUGCAACUUCUUCCAAAAGCAUCCGUCCCUACAAAGUGUAUCAGCCCGUUCUUGCCCCCCGUGUAGCCGCCAACAUUAUCAGCAUCAAGCAACCGGAAGACCAUGGACUCAGUCCUUCAGGACAUCGACGUCCUUCCGUACAAGCGCUUUUACUCUGCGGAAAAGAUACCCGACCUAACCGGUAAAGUCGCCGUGGUCACUGGUGGCUCUAGUGGUAUCGGAGCAGAGAUCUGCCGACAACUUGCAACCCAUGGCGCCAAAGUGUACAUCUUGAGUAGGGGCGAGGCCCAAGCGCAGGGGGUGAUCGCGGAGAUCAAGAAUACACAUCCCUCUGCCCAACUCGAAUACCACAAGCUCAACCUCGAGUCUAUUGCAGAAUCCAUAGAAUCUGCCAAACUCCUGAUGGAGAAAACUGAUCGCAUUGACAUCGUUCACCUCAAUGCAGGAUUGGUAAUGACUUCCCUGGAGAGUACCACGGACGGCAUCGAGCCCACAGUCGGUAUACAGCAUCUGGGCCAUUUCGCGUUCAUCAUGACCCUUCUUCCAUUCCUGGAGAAGCAGACAUUGGAUGACGUCCGAAUUGUUGUAACGGCGUCACGAAACCACUCACUCGUAGCGAAAGGGAUCGAUUUCACAAAGCUUGGCCCGUCCAAACAGAAGGAUCUCGACGAUGCUAUGGCCAAGUAUGCCCAAGCCAAGUUAUGCAACGUGCUCAUGUCGAAUUACCUUGCCAAGCUGUUGAAAAAUCGGGGAGUCACGAAUGUCACUAUCAACUCGCACGACCCCGGGGUGAUCGUGACCAACUUGAUGAACCCGAUCGCUCGUGAACUGGGAUGCUUCGCCGGCGUGUUCCUCGCAUUGUACAGAUUGAUCGGCAUCUCUCCCCAGCAAGGCGCUUUGACAGGGUUGUUCGUAUCCACGAGCCCCGACGCAAAGGGGAUUAGCGGUGAGUACUACAUACCUAUUGGUCAGCGUGCAAAGUGCGCCAAACUUGCUCAAGACGAGGCGCUUCAAAAGAAACUCUGGGAGUGGAGCGAGGCUCAGAUGGCUCGUACUUCGUCUUAG
Messenger RNA from Dacryopinax primogenitus, 1143 nucleotides. Its product is annotated as NADP-binding protein. NCBI's taxonomy places the organism in Eukaryota, Fungi, Basidiomycota, Dacrymycetes, Dacrymycetales, Dacrymycetaceae. Bases 181 to 1143 code for a protein of 320 amino acids. The record is from RefSeq and is a predicted model, not a curated record. The transcript is spliced from 4 exons.